Molecule: messenger RNA, 6218 nt
Organism: Pelobates cultripes (western spadefoot toad)
Lineage: Eukaryota; Metazoa; Chordata; Amphibia; Anura; Pelobatidae
Source: the annotation of a GenBank genome assembly
CUUACGCUCCCUCCAGUGAUAGGGCAAACUGAUAGAAUGGGUGUGUCAGGUUCAGGGCGAUGGUAAUGGAGGGAUGUGGGAGUGGCCUGUGAGAGGUGACGGAUGCCGGUGAGGGCCAGGAAGGUUAGCGCGCAGUGAAGGUCUCACUGAAGGUCUCUGAGAUGAGUCGCGCACUGAGUAGAGUGUCAGCUCUUCUGCUGCGGUCCAGGCCGGGCUGCCGGUGGGAGAGCCAUGCCAGCGGCACCCCGGAGUACGUGGAGGGGCUGGUAAAGAAGAACAAGGUGGUGGUGUUUAUUAAGGGCACCCCGGCCCAGCCCAUGUGCGGAUUCAGUAACGCGGUGGUGCAGAUUCUCCGCAUGCACGGGGUGGAGGGCUAUGCGGCCUACAAUGUGCUGGAGGACCAGGACCUCAGGCAAGGUGAGAACCGGGAGCUGUCGUGGCAGCUGUCUGGGGGGGCAGGGUGGCAAGGCAGGCUGUCUGGGGGCAGGGGUAUAAGGCAGGGCUGUCUGGGGGGGCAGGCAAGGCAGGGCUGUCUGGGGGCAGUGGGUAUACGGCAGGGCUGUCUGGGGGGGGCAGGGCAUAAGGCAGGCUGUCUGGGGGCAGUGGGUAUAAGGCAGGGCUGUCUGGGGGCAGUGGGUAUAAGGCAGGGCUGUCUGGGGGGGCAGUGGGUAUAAGGCAGGGCUGUCUGGGAAGCGGGUAUGGGCGCAGGGCUGUCUGGGGGGGCAGGGUAUAAGGCAGGGCUGUCUGGGGGGCAGGGUAUAAGGCAGGCUGUCUGGGGGCAGGGUAUAAGGCAGGGCUGUCUGGGGGGGGCAGGGUAUAAGGCAGGGCUGUCCGGGGGGCAAGUGGGUAUAAGGCAGGGCUGUCCGGGGGGGCAGUGGGUAUAAGGCAGGCUGUCCGGGGGCAGUGGGUAUAAGGCAGGGCUGUCUGGGGGGCAGGGCAUAAGGCAGGGGCUGUCUGGGGGCAGGGUAUAUGGUGGGCUGUCUGGGGGGGGCAGUGGGUAUAAGGCAGGGCUGUCUGGGGGGGCAGUGGGUAUAAGGCAGGGCUGUCUGGGGGGCAGUGGGUAUAAGGCAGCGCUGUCAGGAGGGAGCAGUGCCUACAUGAGAAGGCUAUUUAGGAUGCACUGGGAUUCAGUAGGUUUAAGGGUGGACUGUAGACUAGAGGCUUACUAACUUUGACAAGCUGGCCAUCUACUAACUGAUCCACAGAAAGCACUCCUUUAUAGCCACUGGCAUAAACGAUUUAAUAGGGUGGACUGUGUUCAGUAGGUGUUUUUUAAGCUUGAUAGAGUGGACCUGAUACAGUAGGUAUAGCAGAGUUUUAACUGAGUAGACCAGGUUCAAAAAAAGUUACCUGUGCUCUUUCCACAUCCCUAUGUAUUUUUAAACAAAUGGAGGUUUUUAGUUACCUCCAAUGGCCAUGAGAAGGUAUGCCCACCUGCCAUGUCAAGGCAGACCUAACUCUAACCAUUCCCCUUGCUUCUUUGAGCUUCUGGCAAAAAUAUCUCUGAGACAAAAAGGGGUAUUUUUUUAUAUACAUCCCUACAUGCUUAUUAACCCUUAAUAGGGAAGACAUGGGAUGUUUGGCAGUGCAGAUAAAGAACACUUGACAGAACAGUUUGUAGUCUGUAGGUUUAGAAGACUUUUGGCACAGGUAACCAUGGUCACAAAUAGAGAUGUCGCGAACCGUUUGCGAACGUCUUGCGAACGGUUCGCCACAAGCUGUUCGCGGCGAACUCCGGUCAGCUGACACAUCCCGGCCAAUCUCCAGCAGACCCUCCUACUUCCUGGACAGUGUCCAUGUUUCAACAUGGAUGCUGUCCAGGAAGUAGGAGGGUCUGGGAGGGAGGGUCUGCUGGAGAUUGGCCGGGAUGUGUCAGCUGACCAGAGUUCUUCGCGAGAAGUUCACGGACGGUUCGCGACAUCUCUAGUCACAAAGUGUGCAAGAGGCUUGGUAAGGUGGUUUUGGCUCACUAUGUGCUCAUGGCAGAGCAAAUCAUAGCCAGUAGGUUUAGAGCAGGUUUGGCUGAGUGGAUGAACCCCUUUAUGCAGGGGUUGUAUUGGAAGGUUGCCUGUUUAACCCCUUAAGGACCAAACUUCUGGAAUAAAAGGGAAUCAUGACAUGUCACACAUGUCGUGUGUCCUUAAGGGGUUAAAGACUUAAAAUACAACUUACAUUUAGUAUGUAAAUAGUAACAAUUUUGUAUACAAGUAUUAUCAAAACUUGCAUGUAUCUAGUGACAGUUUUGCAUCAACAACGUCUGGAGAGCAACUGGCAUUAGCUAUAUUAGGUUUUUGUGUCUGGCGAUUGCUAGGGGUAAACGGGAACAUAUGAUAUUGUUAGCUUUAAGGGCAUUAUGCAGUUGCUGUUGUGUCAAUCAGGGAUGUGCGAGCCUCUGUGUACAGGAGCUGAAGUUGUGUGGGGUUCUGGUGGACCUCCGUUAGAUCGAGUGGCCCAGGGCUGCUCUCUCAUGCACCGUGCCAUAUGGUUGCUAGGGCCCGCUAGAGACCAUCAGGCGGACUGGAGUUGCCACCUGUUAAAGCUUAGGGCUGUCUCUUUGUUAUAGUUGGUGUCUCUCCCCGGCCCCCUGUUGCUCUUGGGCUGACGCAGUGCUUGGUUGUCACCUCCACUGGCCUCUUUUUUUUUUUUUUGUCCGCAUCUUGUAUGUUCAGCUUCCUGAGGAAUGUCAGCUGGUCGUCUUUGGAGGACAGUGUAAGCAUCUGGUCUCCCCGUGGUACCGCCAGGGAGCCGUCUGCACCCCAUCGGUAUCUGAUUUCCGCUUCCCUUAGUCUUCUUGGUAUAGGCGCCACUUGUUUCCUUUCUAAAAACACUGCGAAUGGGAGGUUCCUGUAGAAGGCCACAGUGCUGCCAUUCAGUUGCACUGUGCCUAGGGCUCUGGAGUGGGACAUGACAGCGGAGCUGGUUGCCAUGUCUCUUGUGACCGCUAUUGUGUCUCUGGGCGUAUCCGUUGGCGCUGUUGCGGCUUUGCGGAUCCUAAAUGCUGACUGUAUCAGGGCAGGCUCGGCUCUCCCCUUUAUGCCCAUCACUGUGAGUAAGUGGUGUAUGUGGGGAAACAAGGCUUCUCCCCCAACACACUCUAGGAUGCAGAUGUUCUGCCGCCUAUGCCGGGAUUCCAGUGACUGUUCGUGUGAGUGACUGGACCUGGGAGCUGAGGGCUUGUACCAUGUCACUGGAAUAAUGCAGCUGGUGGUCCCUUGCUUCCUCUCUGGAUUCCGCUGCUGGAGAUCACCCACCACCUUUUUUGUGCUCCGCAGGUCUGUUCUCUACACCUCAUGCAUUUCUUCCAGCAGGUCCCUUAAGUCCUGCUUACUUACAGGAGAGGAGUCUAAUAGAUUUAAUAAAUGAAAACGUGUCGGCGACACUGAAAAAAAACUCACUUUGUAUUGCUAUUUCUCAAAGAAUCUAUCGUUGGAUUGUUUGCAUAUGAACCUUUGUACAGACAUUAGUGGAUGUUUUCAAGGUUCUGUCUACGAUUAAAUAAUUUGAUCAGGCUUGCAGGGCAUAGAUUAAGCAUGCUUUGUAGAAAAAGUUUUCCGUGUUUGGUGGAUUGUGCAACUGUGGCUCAUACUCUGCUUUAUCAAGAUUAAACCAUAACAUGCUUACCAUGACUUGACGUUUUUUGUUGGUUUUUUUGUGUGUGUGUGGUUUUUUUUUUCUUCUUUUUUUCUUUAAACAUCCAGAAAUAGCUGACGCCUUGUAAAAUCCUUUUGACAGCAUAAUGUGCUUUACGUCAACAGUAGUCUUGUAGAUAUCGUGGGCUUGAUUCGUUUAAUACUGUAGUGAGUUUAAAGGGGGAUUGCCACUAUUUAACAUUGAAAGUCACAUUUAACUUGUGAUGCUCUGGUUUUGUUUUUUGUUUUGUUUUUUUCGAUGUUGGCAAAUAACAUCCUACUCCAGUUCAGACAAGGCAAAGCCAGGGCAAAUGUAAAUGAAGAGGAGAAAUAGAAACACUAGUCUCAUUUCCUAUCUUCAGUAACUGACAUGGAGGCGCCCAGUGCAGGAUAACGACAUUGUUUUCUAUAUAGGAUUUUUUUUUUUUUUUUUAAAUGAGUACCUCAUGCGCCCUAGCCACUACAGCCAUGGCAUUCCUGACACUAUCAUGUCUACAACAGGCUAUGGUGCUUGUAGUGUACAUUGAAGACCAUUUUACAAUGGUUUAUUCACUAAAUGAAAUCUAGAGAAUUGACAAGGGAAGUAUUAAAACUUGGUCAAAACAGCCAAACUGUAAACCUUUCCCAGCUCCGCAAGUUUACAGCUCUGCUCUUUUGAUCUAAAAUAUACAGUUCUCAGUGACUACACAAUAGAGCAGGGGUUCCCAAUUAGUUUUUCCAGUGGAACCCUUUGACAUAGUGUAUCAACAUCGUGAACCCCCCUGUUUUUUGUAUGUGCCUGUGUGUGUAUCUAUCUGACACACAAAUAUACACACAUAGUGACGCACAUAGUGACACCCAGAUACACACACUGACACAGUGUAUAUCUGUGUGUAUGUCAAAGUGUGUGUAUCUGUGUUUGUAUGUGUCACUGUGUAUGAAUCUGAUACACACACAAAGGCACAUAGUGGCACACAGAUACACACACACACACACACACACACACACUGUGUGUAUCUGUAUUUGUAUGUGCCAGUGUGUGUAUCUGUGUGUGUGUGUGUGUGUGUAUGUAUCUGUCUGGCACAUAGUGACACAUACACACAUCUUGACUCACAUAUACACUCUCACUGACACAAAUCACAAAUACUCUUUGACAGACAUACAAACUCCCUAACAGACACAUCAAUUUAUUUAUUUGAAAUUUUACUUCACCCAGCCUCCCUACCUUUUGGGAGUGCUGGCAUGGAGUCUCUGUGGUCCAGUGGGGCUGCUGGGCAUGCGGCCCCUGGGGUCCAAUGGGGCGGCUGGCGUGCAGUCCCUGGGGUGGCGAGGGAGCAGUGAUCUUCCUGCUCAGCUCCCUUGCGCGCCUCUUUGUUAUGCCGGAGUUACAUCAUAUUCCGGCUCCGGCAUCACUGCUGAGCUGGGAGGAGUGCUCCCUUGCCGCUCGCGGCCAUUUUGUUUUACAAAAUUUUGGCAGAACUCCAUUUGUGUAUUCACGCAACACCAGUUGGUAAACGUUGCAAUAGAGUAUUGAUAACUAACCAUGGCACUUAAAGGGACACUAUAGGCACCAAAACAACUUUAGCUUAAUUGAGCAUUUGUGGUGUAUAGAUGGUGACCCUGCCGUCUUGCUGCCUAAUUCUCUGCCAUUUAAGAGUUAAAUCACUUUGUUUAUGCAGUGCGUUUCAAACAUCUUUUUGAUACAUGAGUGGAGGUUGGCAUACCUGCAUCAUAACCACUACAGCAGACUUGGAAUUCAGAAAGGGUUGGGAAGACCAGUGUUCCUUACAGACAUGUUACUUCAAAUUUUAAAUCAGAGAAACAUAUGGGAUUACUGUCCUUCUAGUCUCCCAGUCAUGUGAAGCAAUGUCAUUGGAUUGCUUUGGACAUCUUCAUCCCUCAAGCCAGAGGCACAGUGGGCAAUAUACAAAUCCUUCACAGAGCGGUUCCUGUGCUUUUGAAAUAUGUAUCAACAACUUGAACGAGAAACCAUAGAAAGUCUCAUCUCAGUAUGUACCUAGUAUUUUUUUUUAUUUAUUUACUUUUAACUAUAAAAUACUUGUAUCUCCUUUUCUGCAGGGGUAAAGAGUUUCUCAAAUUGGCCCACCAUACCUCAGGUUUAUUUGAAUGGAGAGUUUGUAGGUGGAUGUGAUAUUCUACUUCAAAUGCAUCAAAAUGGCGACCUGGUGGAAGAACUCAAAAAGCUCGGAAUUCGCUCUGCUCUUCUAGACGCAGAGUCCAGCCAGGAGGAGGAGAAGAAGUAAGACAAUGGGUGCGUAAUGAACUGUUUGUAUAACGGAAGGAUUGUGACCAGCCUACUGACACCGGAAAAGCCUUAUGUGUUAUGUGAAGAGGCACAGCUGAUUAUUACAUACUCUUCUAAAGUGGAAGAUCUGUCUAAAUCCCGGAAUAAAAAAAACAAAAAACUUUUCACGGGUUGGUUUGUUUAAAUUACCGUGCCGUCUAAUGUAUGGCAGCUCCCCAGCCAUGAAUGGAUUUAAAGUCUGUAAUAUAUUUAGAAAAUGACCACUGUUCUACAAUGUUUAUCACACUAGAAUGUAUUGUAAACAAUAAAUAUGUUGAUUUGUUAUAUCGAUUAUAAAAGUUGCC